CCUUAAUCAAGUAGUCGCUACUUUAUAACCGGUCCCUAGAAGAGGGAGGUCUUCCCAGAAAUUUUGACAGCGGCUGUUUUCCUGCGGGCUGAGACUCUUGAGUCCUCAGAGACCUCAGACUUCGGGAGAAGGAGACACCUCUUUGCUCCGUCUCUUCACCUGAAAACCACCCUUGUAGCCCUGCAUCACCAUGGUGCUCCCCGGUGGCCUACUAACCCGCAAAGAGGAACCAGUACCCCUGAAGAGCAUCAGUGUGACCUUGUCCAUUCGUGAGUUUGUGGCUGGUGUGUCUGCUACCUUAAACUAUGAGAACAAGGAGGAAGUGCCUUUGGAGACCUUCUUUGUGUUCCCCAUGGAUGACGACUCAGCUGUCUACAGCUUUGAGGCCGUGGUGGAUGGGAAGAAAAUUAAAGCAGAAUUACAGGAGAAGAAGAAGGCCCACAGCAUCUAUGAGAGUGCCAUCAGCAACCGCCGCCAAGCUUUCCUUCUGGAGGAGGACAAGUACUCCAGGGACGUCUUCUGUUGCAAUGUGGGGAACCUGAACCCAGGGUCGAAGGUGGCGCUGACCCUGAAGUAUGUUCAGGAACUGCCCUUGGAAGCAGAUGGAGCCCUGCGCUAUGUGCUCCCGGCUGUCUUGAAUCCUCGAUACCGUGGCUCUGGAUCGUUUGAGGACAGUUGCCUUGAUAUGAAGACUCCUAUAGUUCCUUUGGAGGACCUGCCCUAUACAUUCAGCAUGGUUGCCACCAUCAGUUCCCAGCACGGCAUUGAGAGGAUCCAAUCCAACUGCCCCUUCAGUCCUAUUGAGUACCUUGGAGAAGAUAAGACUUCUGCCCAGGUUUCCUUGGCUGAAGGACACAAAUUUGAUCGAGAUGUGGAACUCCUGAUUUACUACAGUGAGGUGCAUACCCCCACUGUAUCUGUGGAGAUGGGGCAGCCUAAAGACAACCAAGUAGAUGGUUUCAUGAAAGAUCCAUCUGCGAUGGUGUGUUUCUACCCAAAUAUCCCAGAAGCUCCAUCACCAGUUAUCUGUGGAGAAUUCGUCUUCCUCAUGGACCGCUCAGGAAGUAUGCAAUGCCCCAUAAGUAAACAGGAUCAAUCUCAGCUUCGCAUAGAGGCAGCCAAGGAAACACUGAUUUUGCUGCUGAAGAGUUUGCCAUUAGGCUGUUAUUUCAAUGUCUAUGGAUUUGGAAGUUCCUAUGAGGCGUUCUUUCCGAAUAGUGUGAAAUACAGUCAGCAGACCAUGGAGGAAGCACUGAAAAGAGUUAAGCUUAUGCAGGCUGACCUGGGGGGCACAGAAAUCCUGACGCCACUCCAGAUCAUUUACAGGGAACCUUCCAUUGAGGGCCACCCCCUUCAGCUUUUUGUCUUCACAGAUGGAGAAGUUACUGACACAUUUAAUGUAAUCAACGAAGUCAAGAGAAACAGGCUGAGGCACAGAUGCUUUUCCUUUGGUAUCGGAGAAGGAGCCUCUACAAGCCUAAUAAAAGGCAUUGCCCGGGUGACAGGCGGCACGUCAGAAUUUAUCACAGGCAAGGACAGGAUGCAGUUCAAGGCUCUUAGGGCCCUGAAACGUGCUUUACAGCCUGCGGUAGACGAUGUUUCUGUGAGCUGGAACUUGCCUCGUGGCCUGUCUGCUAAAAUGCUUUCACCAGAACAGACUGUCCUCUAUAAGGGUCAGAGGUUAAUCGUCUAUGCCCUUUUGAGUGGGACCAUGCCUCCAGCAGAAGCGACCGGAGAAGUCGACCUCAAGUACACACUCCAGGGCAAGAGUUUUGAGAACAAGGUGACAUUUGCUCUACAACCCAAGCCUGAUGACAACUUCACCAUUCACCGCCUUGCUGCUAAGUCCUUUCUCCAGACCAAGGACAUGGGCUUCAGGGAUACUCCAGCAAAAGAUAAAAAAGAUGUGCUAAAAAUCAGCAUUGAUUGUGGAGUCAUAAGCUCCCAGACAGCCUUCAUUGCCGUCAAUAAGAAUCUCAACAAACCAGUUCAGGGGCCCCUGACUCGUAGAGAUGUUCCAAGGCCAAUGCUGUUUGGUGCAGCUUUAAUGAUGCCACAAUACGAGGGAUGUGCUCUUCCAAAAGCCAUGUCCUCCUGCCCUCUUCCUACGACUCAGUCCACACGGACCAGUCAUUACAAGGGACUAGACGGAACCGAUGUUCUUGGUCAUAGACUAAAGAAGAAAUGCAUGUUUCUCAAAAAGGCCUCUCCUCAGAUGGAAAGGGCUCAUUCUCCUACCAGUAGGAUGAACUUGGAAACUCACUGUACAGUCUUUGGAGAUAAUCAUCUUGUGCAGCUGAUUUCCCUCCAGAAUGCAGAUGGUUCCUGGUAUCUGGAUGAAAAUCUGGCUGAGAUUCUAGGUAAAAGUUUGGAAGACCUACUGGCUGCAGUCCCUGUCAAGGAUGCAGAUUCCUCAAGCUGGGCCACAGUUCUGGCAUUGGUCUGGCUGCAUUCCAAUGCUAAGGAAAUGAAGGGUGAGUGGGAACUUCUGGAAAAGAAGGCCAGAACCUGGAUCCACAUCCAUGCAGCCUCCAUCAUGCAAGAGCUUGUGAAAGCUGCUAUUGCUUUUACCAAGUCAUCCGUGGACCCCUCCAUCUUUGCCCUCUGAGGAGACUGUCCAGAAAACAAGUGCCUCUCCCAUGCUACCGCCCUUUCCUUUAUGCUCUCCUGCUAUAGUGUAUUUUUGUAUUUUACCCCUAUCCUAUCAGUUUCUUGCCGUAAAAGUGAAGGAUGCCCACACAAUCUUGCCUCUCUAUUCCACUUUCCCCAGCAUGUACCCUCAGCCCAGCAUCAGUGGUCCCAGGACCUGUUCCCUUUCUUGGAGGGAUUUAAAGCCUUCAUAGGCAGUAACAUUCCUCCCGGGUUUUCCAGAGUGACCACAUGUAAAACAGGUGGCACAGACUCCACACCCGAGGGUACAGCACUGAUGUUAGGGAUGCCUGAGUGAGGGAAUGCUGUGCCUUAUAUUUAUCUAUUCCUUUUGAUCUUAUAUACUUAUCAGGACCAGACAGGGGAGCUAUCCAAUUUUCUAUUCUAAGAUAAGAUGGAGAAUUGGAGGGGAGGUUGAAAGCCAACAUCGGGGUCAAUACAACCUCAAGAUCACAGAGAGGGAGACUCUAGGGGUCCACUGUGAGAGAUGGCACACCUGGCGGCCUUCCUGGUUGAUUCUGCUUGGAUUUCACUAGCCAAUACUGCAUGCUUUCCCUCUCACUGCCUACGGGACUGGAUUCAAUCAUACCUGUUGGAUACAGAUGUUUCUCCUGAAUUGUUUAACAUCUUAGUAAGAAGGUGAUAAUGAAAUCUUUAGUCCUGGCCUGAACCCAUGAGGCCUCUAAGUAGGGCUCUGAUCUGUAAUAAAGAAAAAAGUGGAUUUAAAGGCAGCUUUGCCUGAGACCUGAGCCUGGAUCACUCAGCCCAUGAGGAGGAAAGGAAGUCCCCAUGAUUCUUUCUGACCUUUGUCCUACAGACUCUAUCCUAGCAGAAAUGACCUGUUUGAUGUGCUGUCCCCAAAAAUAUGAUUGUAUCAAUAUUAAAAUGAUUAUAUCUACACUGCA
Messenger RNA from Ailuropoda melanoleuca (giant panda), 3554 nucleotides. RefSeq names its product von Willebrand factor A domain containing 5A (gene VWA5A). Lineage: Eukaryota; Metazoa; Chordata; Mammalia; Carnivora; Ursidae. The transcript is spliced from 20 exons. The coding region runs from base 191 to 2608 and encodes 805 amino acids. The record is from RefSeq and is a predicted model, not a curated record.